Molecule: messenger RNA, 1032 nt
Organism: Oikopleura dioica
Lineage: Eukaryota; Metazoa; Chordata; Appendicularia; Copelata; Oikopleuridae
Source: the annotation of a GenBank genome assembly
AUGGAGAAUUUUGAAAGCUCAAGAAUUUUGGGAAUUGGAAAUCCGACACUGGAAAUAUGUGCUUGCGCAGCGCCGGGUUAUCUGCGCCGCUGGGAAGUUUUAGAAGGCUCAAACACAGAAGGUUCCGAGAAGAUGAUUGAGGAGAUACUUGCAUACUUUCCCGUUCGAAUGAUUCCAUCUGGUUCAACGCUCAACGUGCUGAAAGCAUUCCAGUGGCUGGCCAGGAAUCAAAACCGCACCACAUUCCUGGGCCGCGUCGGAGACGACGAAAUGUCGAACAUCUUACGCGACAGUAUACAACGUUGCGGAAUUCAGGCUCAUUUUCGAACGGUUAACCAGUCGACUGGAAAACGCUUGGUUCUUGCGACCAGACGUCAAAGAGGCCCUUAUGUUAAACCAACCGUCGUGCGCUGUGAGCAGCCCCUAAAGCUUCCUUCAAAGGUUGACCUAAGACGUUCGAAAAUGCUGUUUGUGUCAAGCAUCGAAUUCUCGUCCCGGGUUUCCGCUUCCGGAGCUGUCAAGUUAUUCAGACAGGCGAUUGGAGAGAACAAGCUAACUGCUCUUCAAAUCAACCACCGCCGAAGCGAAGUAGCUCCUAAGGAAGAACUGCUUGAGUUGAUGCUUCAUUCACGUUUCAUAUUUAUCACGUCAAGCUGUGUUCGAAGAACCUUUGGAACUUAUGAAGAAUUUCUCGAUCAAAUUCCAUCUUCAAGUGCACACUGUCUUGUCGUCACUCGAGGGCGAAAUCCGACAAAAGUUACUUGCGGGCGCUUAUCGGUUGAGCUUUCGGUCAUCGCGGCGGAAAAAGUGAACGACACUCAAGGCGCGAACGAUGCCUUCGUCGGCGCUUUCUUGCACCAGAUUAUCGAUGAAGAAGAGUUGAAUGAAGAAAAUAUCAAAGAGGCGCUUACGGCUGGGCAUUGGGCGAAAUCGGAAGUUCUUCAGCGACACGGGGCGAAUAUUCCGAGACAGAAGAAUUACUAUGCUUGGAGAGCAGGGACCGCCGAUUACUCCCAUCGCUGCCGUGGCUAG